Messenger RNA from Fundulus heteroclitus (mummichog), 1087 nucleotides. It is a transcript of the gene mcrip1, whose product is annotated as MAPK regulated corepressor interacting protein 1. The record is from RefSeq and is a predicted model, not a curated record. The coding region runs from base 189 to 485 and encodes 98 amino acids. The transcript is spliced from 5 exons. Lineage: Eukaryota; Metazoa; Chordata; Actinopteri; Cyprinodontiformes; Fundulidae.
CUCUUCCCGGAAGUGAUUGGUUGGCAUUGGCAACGAUUUUUUUUUUAGCCACAUCUUUCGGCGUACUUAGUCUUUGAAUAAAUAAAUAAAGGAUAGAAAUCUACAAAGUUUAGGACGUUCAAAUUGUCGCAUCGCUUUAAAUCGACUCACCACAGAGGAGCAAGGAGCGAGUACAGACUGCAAACAGAAUGACCAGCUCAUCUGCUCCCAGGAUGGUGAAUAGUUACAAGAGGACCUCAAGCCCCAGAUCCCCGACUAACAGUGGGGAGCUGUUUACUCCAGCUCAUGAGGAGAAUGUGCGCUUUAUACACGAUACCUGGCAGUGUGUGCUCCGAGACAUCAGAUCGACACAAAACAGCGAACGCAAUGACCGCGGACCGCAGGAGUAUGUGGAGAAGAACCCGAACCCUAACCUACAUUCUUUCACACCAGUGGACCUGAGUGACCUAAAAAAGCGCAACACACAGGACUCCAAGAAGUCUUAGUUUUUUCUGUUAUGUUCCUGUUACUUUUUUUUUUUUUUUCAUUAUCCUCAAGAACUUUUUAUUUCUCUGCCCUUUUGACAGCCAGAAACUUGACCCUGUUGGCAAGUCUAACUCAAGAAUACAAAUCUCAUUUGUAUACAAUGGACCAUAGCAACCCGUUUCCGUUUUUUUUUUUUUACCCUUGACCACUCACAAAACGAAACAAAAAACCCAGGGGUUUUGUGGGGAGCAGAUUCUCUCUUUUCGGUGUUUUCAGGCAACAGAAUCUUCAUAUUGACGCUCUUUGUGUGGAAGAGUGCUCAGAGGGUUCGUCAAAGUACGCCGACAACUGGAGAACAGAGUGACGCUUCAACGGGACACAAAGACCGACGUCUUAAUCAACAGUAAAACUAUCGUUCUGGAAAAUAGAUUAAAUUGUGAAACAAUGACAUUCGGGAACAUUUUAUGCGCAAGUAUCGGAAGCCAAAAAUGCAAUGUAGAUGGCCAACGUUUUUAUUAAAUGAUCUGUUGCCCCUGGUGGAUUUUAUUUUGCAGAGUAUACAGGUAAACCCCUCUAUUCAAAGCCUUGAAACGAAAAUGUUGAAUAAAAGACUUUUACAGUA